Messenger RNA from Dictyostelium discoideum AX4, 4923 nucleotides. RefSeq names its product RapGAP/RanGAP domain-containing protein. The transcript is spliced from 4 exons. Gene Ontology annotation, cellular component: nucleus. Gene Ontology annotation, molecular function: GTPase activator activity. NCBI's taxonomy places the organism in Eukaryota, Evosea, Eumycetozoa, Dictyosteliales, Dictyosteliaceae. Gene Ontology annotation, biological process: regulation of small GTPase mediated signal transduction. The record is from RefSeq and is a predicted model, not a curated record. Bases 1 to 4923 code for a protein of 1640 amino acids.
AUGAGCUCAACAGCGAAUAAUUCACAAUCCUCACAAUCACCAGUUGCGAUGUCAUUGCCAAUUCCAUCAUCUUCAUCAUCCUCUUCAUCAUCAGAAAAAACCAAAGAAAAAGAAAAAGCAAAAAAGAAAUUAGCAGUAUUUUUAGAUAUAAAUUUAGAUUCAUUCAAAAGAUUUAAAGGAUUAUCAUCAUUUAUUGCAAAUUCUGAUGAAAAUGAAAUUGAUAAAGUUUUUAAAGAGAAUUCAUAUCAAGUUUAUCAAACAAUGUUAUCAACAUUUUCAUCAUAUGAAUUAGGAACUUAUAAAGGUAAACAUAGUUAUGCAGAGAAAGAAGUAUUAAAAUUAAUGGAACUAUUGAAAAGAAUUUUAAUUCAUUUGGAGGGAUUUGUAAAGAAAGGUUGGCAAGUGAAGAGUAUUGUAAAUGUGCUCGAGAAAAUGUUAGGUAUUGAAAAUGUACAAACCCUUAGAAUGUCUGGUUUUUCAGUUUUAUUAAUAUUCUUGGAAGUUAUGGAAAAACCUGAUAAAUACAAAUUGGAAUUGUUUUCAUCAGUAAUCGAUUUCACACCGUUCACAGCGGAUUAUACAAACAAAAUCAUAUUCUCUCGUAAAGUUUUUAGCGCAGCUUCAGAGAUGAAAAGAUUCAUUGUAAUGCAAUCAACUGAACAACCAACUAAAGAAGAUUCAACAAAAUUAUUUGAACAAAUAUUUAUACACACUGAUAAAAAAUUAAAUACUAAUAAUAAUAAUACAAAUAAUAAUAAUAAUAAUAAUGUAAAUGUAAAUAAUGUAAAUGUAAACAAUAAUAAUAAUAAUAAUAAUAAUAUUAAUAGUUUUAAUUUUUGGUUUGAAUUAAUUAAAACUUAUUAUUUGCCAGUAUUAUAUCCAAGUAUUUGUAAACAAAAUGGAUUAUUGACACCAGAGGAUACGACUGGUUUCAUUAGUAACUGUCCAUAUGAAUUACAAGUGGUUGUAAUUAACUAUCUUUGUAAUUGGGUAACAAAUUAUAAACAAAUUAAAGAAUACUUUUUCAAUAAUAAUUCAUCAGAUUCAUCAUCAUCAUCAACUUUUUCAACAUUCGCAUUGAAUCAAAAUAAUCAAAAUAAUCCAACCGCUUUAACAAAUAUUGUAGUUCCUGGUAAAGGAAAUAUUUCAAUUUUAUUAGAAAUUUUUAAACAAUCUUGUAGAUUACCUUUAAAAUAUUAUGAAGUUAUUAAAAAAUCAAUUCAAACUUUUAAAUAUUUAUUUUUAGAAAAUACAAAAGAUUUAGAAUUUGGUGAAGAUUUACCAAUUUAUCAAACAUUUAUAUUAAAUGAAAUGUUACAUGUAUUCGAAGCAGAAUCACAAAAUUUUGAAAAAGAGAGAGAAGCAAUUGGUACUUAUAUAAUUGAUUGUGUUUAUAAAUAUUUGAUAGAACAUUAUCAUAGUAUGACUAAUGAAUUGAAAGAGAUAUCAUUGUUGGCAAUGUUACAAGGUACCGUUACAUUAUUACGUAAAUCCAAUCCAAAUAAAUCGGUUAGUGUAUCAUUAGAACAGAGUAUAGUAUCAACUACAUUAUAUGGUUGGAUUAAAUCUAAAGAGAUUAAUAAUAAGAAACUAUGGGAACAAUUUCAUCAACAAUUUGAAGAGAUUUAUCAUCGUCCAGAGGUUAUAAGACAAAUUAAAUCAAAAUUAUUACAAGUCACUUUGGUAUUGAAAGAGUUAAUCUAUCCAUUAUCACAACGUUUAAUCACAAAGAAACUUAAAGACAUUAGAAACACUGCCAAAGGUGGUGAACCAAAAUCAUUGGAUCAUCAAGAGGUACCCUCAGAGAUUUCACAAGAUCCUGCAAUUCAUCAAAAUAUUCAAUGGGAUGUUGAGACUUGUAAGGCCAUUUGGCAUUGUCUAUUGGAUUUGUUUAGAAAUCUAUCAAAAAUUAAAGAACCAACCAUUCAUGAAAUGGCAACUCAAAUCAUCGUUGACAUUGUUGACCUUUUCAUUAGAACCGAACAAGAGGUUGAAUUCUCUGAUUAUUUGGAUGAAAAUAAACCAAAACAUCUCUCUUUGAUCAAUAUUUUCGGUUCAAGAUUAUUUGAUACUUGUCAAUUGGAUUCAAAAUAUACUAAAGGUAAAGUUUUGGCUUUAGGUUGUCUUUGUAGAUUAGUUUGUCGUCAUCAUCCACAAUAUCCAAUCUCUGUACUCUCUCAUUUCUAUAGUGUUAUCAAUGCUGCUAUGGUUUCACCAUCUUCAAAUGGUAUUGAUUUAUCUUGGUCAAUCAUACUAAAUUCAAGUAAUAUUUUUAAUCUUUCAAUUCCUGGUGCAAAUAUUUUAAUUCCAACUUAUUUAUAUAAAAUUAAAGUUAUUUUAACAUUAAAAGGUGAAAUUACAAUACCAUUAGAAGUUAGAAAGAAAUGUAUUGUAAUUAUAAAUUCAUUAAUAUUUUAUCCAAAUCAAUUUCCAAAUAUGGAUAUUUAUAAUCAAAGAGAAGUUAAAGGUAAAUUAUUAGGUAAUGAUUUAACAAUGAGUGAAAUGAAAAAAGAUAUCGUAGAGAUAUUAUCAGUGACAUUAAAGAGUGAUAAGUCAUCAGAGAAUAAGGUUAUUUGUGUUUGGGGUUUAUCAGUAUUCUUAAUGGAGGAAUUUAAUUGUAAUUUUAAUCAAGACUUGGUGAAUGAAAUCGUCGAUGAGAUAACCAAUCAUACCACAAGUAUCGAUACUACCGUUGCAAGAGCUGCAUUGGAUUCUUUAUCUUCCAUUGGUUUAAUCUUUAAGAAACUUUCAAAAUCAACCAUUCAAAAGAUACUAGUUUCACUUUGUACAAGUAUUCUAAGAGUUUUACCCGAGAUUGAAGCUGCCACCUCUUCCGUUGCUGAAAUUACAAUCGCAAGUCAUUUCCAUUGUCUUUUGGAUUGGAUUUCAUUGGAUAAUAGUAUUUUCGAUGAUAGUAGUUAUGCUGAAUUCCGUGGUUUAAUGUUUCGUUGUAUUGAAGAAGGUUUAGGUCUAAAAGAUGAAAUGUGGAGUUCAAAUUCAUUUUCAAAUAUUUUAAAACAAGAAGCUGCUGCCGCCGCCGCUAAUGCAUUAAAUGCCGGUGGUGAUUCAAAGGAUCAUAUUAAAGGUGUUACUAAAAAUUUAACAAUUAAAAAGAAUGUUAUCUCAAAGAUUAAUGAUAAAUUUAGAGAUAGUGGUGAUAAAUCAACAAAUACUUCAACCAAUCAAGAGGAGGAAGAAACUACAAAAUUCGUUGUAAUACAUGAUGCUUGUGAAACUUUAUUAAAUCAUUGUUUAAAUUUCACUCAUAAUUUCCCAUCAAAACAAGGUGCAGAAUUCAUUAGUUCAAUGAUUGAUGAAGAAGAUGAUAAAACUUUAUUUGAUGAAAAUGAUGAACAACAAUCAUCAUCAUCACAAAUUAAUGCAUCACCACCAACUAAUAUUUCAACAUUACCAUUAUUUUGUGUAUUGAACGAGAAUGCAUUAAUUAGCGUUGUUGAAAUUCCUAAACCAAAUGGAUCAGGUUCCUAUGCAAGAUUAUUUAUACGUGACGCAACCGGUAAAUAUGUUUGGAACUUUGAUUGUGAUUAUGAUUUGGAGAAUCAAAUUAAACAAUCACCACUCCCAUCACUAUUGGAGGGUACAAAUAGUAAUCUAAUGGUUUUAGAUUCCAAUCAAAAUAGUUAUCAUUUAAUCAAUAAAUAUUCAAAUGAUUUAACAGUUAAACCGGUUGAAAAGGAUGAAAAAUUAAAUAAACUCUUGGAGAAUCUCUCUGUUGAACAUCCAGAAUGUUUACCAAGUCAAGGAAAAUUCUUAAAUCAACCAUUGAAUUGUUUGAAAGCAAAUCUAGUUGAUAUCUUUACAAAGAAUCAAAAUGAAUUGAAUGCAUUCAUUCAAAGGGAAGAUUCAUUAAAUACUCAAGAGAAAUACGCAUUACCACCAAUUGGUAGCACUUGGAAUGCUCAAAUCCCUGAUAAAGCAAAAUCGAUUGUCUCUCAAAGUUGUCGUUUACUUUUAUCUUAUUUAGGUUUCUUGGAUGUUAAUAUCUAUACCAACACUCUACGUCAAUUGGAAUCAACAAAUAAAUUAAGUCGUGCUCUAACUCAAUUGGAUAUCACUCCUGGUCGUGAAAUCUUAAAGAUUGGUGUCAUCUAUACAUGCGAAGGUCAAGAUGACCAAAAAGAGAUCCUUAGAAAUGACCAAACCAAACAAUACAAUAGUCAAGGUGGUGCCAAUGCUCACACUUCAAAUCUCUAUCGUCAAUUUGUCGAUGGUUUAGGUUGGCCAGUUGAAUUGGCUCAACAUCAAGGCUAUAUGGGUGGUUUGGAUCGUAAAAAGACAACUGGUGUCUAUGCUCCAUAUUAUGCAACUCCAUCGGUUGAGGCCAUCUUUCACGAUAUCACAUUAAUGCCAACCAAUCCAACCGAUUCACAACAAAUUCAUAAGAAACGUCAUGUGGGUAAUGAUAUUGUAAACAUCAUUUGGUCCGAACAUAUCCGUGAUUACAAUAGUACCACUAUCACCUCUCAAUUCAAUGAUGCUUUGGUCAUCGUUUAUCCGCUACCAAAUGGUUUAUUCAGAAUUCAAAUCUAUCGUAAAGAAUCAAAAGUACCAUUAUUUGGUCCAUUAAUUCAUGGUAUGGCUGUCAAUAAGGAAUUGUUACCAUUGUUGGUUCGUCAAACCGCUAUCAAUGCCUAUCGUUAUGUUCGUCAUAAUACUCCAAAUUAUUCAAAACCUUAUGUACUCAGAAAAUUCCGUAUCAAAGAAAUCGUUGAUCGUUAUUCUUCCGAUAGAAAUUAUGUCGAUUAUAUUCAUUCAGUUGCUUCUGGUUCAAGUAAUUUCCCAAUAACUGCUCCAAUCACUUCUGGUCCUUCUUCCGCUACUACUUCAUCACCUUCCUCACCUUCAUCUUUAACUCCUUCAACAACUCCACCAUCAACAAUUGGUAUACCUUCACCAAUUUAA